Molecule: messenger RNA, 656 nt
Organism: Magallana angulata
Lineage: Eukaryota; Metazoa; Mollusca; Bivalvia; Ostreida; Ostreidae
Exons: 5
Coding region: 1-642 (213 amino acids)
Source: RefSeq, a predicted model, not a curated record
AUGCCCCAUCACACAAAAGGAGUCAGACAAUUACCCAAACAGUAUACACAAGGGAACAGCCAUUACUCAUGCGAUAUAUCCAACAAAAUUAUGCGGAUUGUUAAAAAAUGCCCAGAGAAUGAGGUAAAAUGGAGGGAGGCAGCAGCAAGAAUGAACUGUACAAUAUAUGCCAAUCAGUGUGAUGAGCCUGAGAGACUUGUGUACCAUUGUGUUAUCAAUACAUUUGUUAACCAGACCCUAGAAGUAUGCGCAUAUGCACAGAACAUUUUACAAGGUCAUUGCACUGAAUAUAAUAUCCGUGGAAAUAUCAUUCAACCAAACGUCAGAACAAAUUGCAAGGCAUUUUCCCAGAAUCCUUGCCCACAAUUGUAUAAUUCAACCGAAGCUUACAAGUAUCAAGGAUGCUAUGAGCUGACCAGAGAAUUGAGUACAAAUUCGCAACAAACAGAAUAUGGAAUAAAACGAAACGUAGAAACGUCAUCAUUAAAAAAGGGUCAUGAAAAUUUGUCAAUAAAUGAAGAUACGCAUGGAGGGAGCAGUAAUUCAGUGGUAAAAAUCAUUGUAGUCGGUGUAUAUGCAAUGAUUUUAUCGGUUGUGGCUGUGGCUGCCUUCAGUUUAUAUUUGAAAAGAAGAAGUCGUUGAACGAAAAUUGGAAA